AUGGCGCCCGAAUUGAGGAAGAGAACCAGAUCGGUCACUGCGGCCGAGAAAUCGCCCGCGGCGAAGAAGGUUGACAAGGCCGAGCCUGCAGCCAAGAAGACCAAGGUGGAAAAGACGAAGACUGAGAAGCCUGCGAAGACUGCGAAGGCUGAGAAGGUCGAGAAGGUCGAGAAGAAGGUCGAAAAGACCCCCAAGCGCAAAGCACCCGAAGAGACCUCUCCCGUUGCGACGAAGAAGCAGAAGCCUGCCAAGGCAGCCGCGAAAUCCAAGAAGGCUGCGACCAAGUCCGAACCCGUCGAGGAGGCCGAAUCCGAGACCUCUGAGGUUGUUGAGGACGCCGAGACCUCCGUCAUUGCCUUGGAGGAUGGCGCCGAUUCCGACGACGAGAUCGACGCCGACAUCCAGGCGCUUGCCGCUGGCCUCGACCCUGAGGAUGCGCCGGCGAGUGACGGCACUGUCUUCAAGGAGGGCCAAGACGUUGGCAAGAUCCCCAAGUUCAAGAAGCAGAAGAAGCUGACGGAGGGAUCGAGCGAGGAGCCCGGCGUGGUUUUCAUCUCGAGACUGCCCCACGGUUUCUACGAGCACGAGCUGAAGGGUUACUUCUCGCAGUUUGGAAAAAUCAACAGGCUGAGGCUCGCCCGCAACAAGAAGACCGGUGCGAGCAAGCACUGGGCCUUCAUCGAGUUUGCCGAGCAGAGCACCGCGGAAAUCGUCGCCAAGACUAUGGACAGUUACCUCCUCUUCGGCCACAUCCUCAAGGUCAAGACCGUCCCCAAGGACUCGCUGCACGAGAACCUUUGGAAGGGCGCCAACAAGCGAUUCAAGAAGAUCCCCUGGCACAAGAUCGCCGCGAACGAGGUCGCGAAGAAGAGAACGGAGGAGCACUGGUCCCUGAAGAAGACAAAGGAAGAGAAGAAGCGCGAGGAGCGUGCUCAGAAGAUGAAGGAGAUGGGUUACGAAUUCGACGCCCCUAAGCUGAAGGAAGCCGUCGCGCCGCCGCCUGAGCCCAUGGCCAUCGCCGCUCCCGAGGACCCGAAGGCCAUCGAAGCUGCCCCGGUCGAGGAGAAGCCUACCGAGGAGGAGGCUGCUCCUGCGGUCGAGGAGAAGGAGGAGAGCGCGGAGACACCCAAGGCGACGCCCAAGAGCAAGGCGAAGAAGGGCGGCAGGAGAAAGUCCAAGAACUGA
Molecule: messenger RNA, 1185 nt
Organism: Colletotrichum karsti
Lineage: Eukaryota; Fungi; Ascomycota; Sordariomycetes; Glomerellales; Glomerellaceae
Exons: 3
Coding region: 1-1185 (394 amino acids)
Biological process (GO): maturation of LSU-rRNA from tricistronic rRNA transcript (SSU-rRNA, 5.8S rRNA, LSU-rRNA)
Cellular component (GO): nucleolus
Molecular function (GO): RNA binding
Source: RefSeq, a predicted model, not a curated record